Salmo salar (Atlantic salmon) is the source of this 7126-nucleotide messenger RNA. The record is from RefSeq and is a predicted model, not a curated record. NCBI's taxonomy places the organism in Eukaryota, Metazoa, Chordata, Actinopteri, Salmoniformes, Salmonidae.
AUGUGCAAGCCAAGCGCCACCACCACUAUCGGUAGUGUGGGUAUGCGUGUUGGUAUGCGUGUGGGUAUGCGUGUGGGUGUGGAUGUGCGUGUGGAUAUGCGUGUGGGUAUGCGUGUGGGUAUGCGUGUUGGUAUGCGUGUGGGUGUGGAUGUGCGUGUGGGUAUGCGUGUGGGUAUGCGUGUUGGUAUGCGUGUGGGUGUGGAUGUGCGUGUGGGUAUGCGUGUGGGUAUGCGUGUGGGUAUGCGUGUGGGUAUGCGUGUGGGUAUGCGUGUUGGUAUGCGUGUUGGUAGGCGUGUGGGUGUGGAUGUGGGUGUGGAUGUGCGUGUGGAUAUGCGUGUGGGUAUGCGUGUGGGUAUGCGUGUUGGUAUGCGUGUGGGUGUGGAUGUGCGUGUGGGUAUGGGUGUGGGUAUGCGUGUUGGUAUGCGUGUGGGUGUGCGUGUGGAUAUGCGUGUGGGUAUGCGUGUGGGUAUGCGUGUGGGUAUGCGUGUUGGUAUGCGCGUGGGUGUGUGUGUGGAUGUGCGUGUGGAUAUGCGUGUGGGUAUGCAUCGUGUUGGUAUGCGCGUGGGUGUGUGUGUGGAUAUGCGUGUGGGUAUGCGUGUGGUUGUGCGUGUGGUUGUGCGUGUGUGUGUGGAUAUGCGUGUGGGUAUGCGUGUUGGUAUACGUGUGGAUAUGUGUGUGGGUAUGCGUGUGGAUAUGCGUGUGGAUAUGCGUGUGGGUAUGUGUUCGGAUAUGCAUGUGGGUAUGCGUGUGGAUAUGCGUGUGGGUAUGCGUGUGGGUAUGCGUGUGGGUGUGGAUGUGCGUGUGGAUAUGCGUGUGGGUAUGCGUGUGGGUAUGCGUAUGGGUAAGCGUGUGGGUGUGGAUGUGCGUGUGGAUAUGCGUGUGGGUAUGCGUGUUGGUAUGCGUGUGGGUGUGGAUGUGCGUGUGGAUAUGCGUGUGGGUAUGUGUGUGGGUAUGCGUAUGGGUAAGCGUGUUGGUAUGCGCGUGGGUGUGUGUGUGGAUGUGCGUGUGGAUAUGCGUGUGGGUAUGCGUGUGGGUAUGCAUCGUGUUGGUAUGCACGUGGGUGUGUGUGUGGAUGUGCGUGUGGAUAUGCGUGUGGGUAUGCGUGUGGUUGUGCAUGUGCGUGUGGAUAUGCGUGUGGGUAUGCGUGUGGGUAUACGUGUGGAUAUGUGUGUGGGUAUGCGUGUGCGUGUGCGUGUGGGUAUGCGUGUGGGUGUGCGUAUGGUUGUGCGUGUGCGUGUUGAUAUGCGUGUGGGUAUGCGUGUUGGUAUACGUGUGGAUAUGUGUGUGGGUAUGUGUGUGGGUAUGUGUUCGGAUAUGCGUGUGGGUAUGCGUGUGGUUAUGCGUGUGGGUAUGCGUGUGGGUAUGCGUGUGGGUAUGCAUGUUGGUAUGCGUGUGGAUAUGCGUGUGGGUAUGUGUUCGGGUAUGCGUAUGGGUAUGCGUGUGGGUAUGCGUUCGGAUAUGCGUUCGGAUAUGUGUGUGGGUAUGCGUUCGGAUAUGCGUGUGGGUAUGCGUGUGGGUAUGCCUGUGGGUAUGCGUGUUGGUAUGCGUGUGGGUAUGCGUGUGGGUAUGCGUGUGGGUAUGCGUGUGGGUAUGCGUGUUGGUAUGCGUGUGGGUAUGCGUGUGGAUAUGCGUGUGGGUAUGCAUGUUGGUAUGCGUGUGGGUAUGCGUGUGGGUAUGCGUUCGGAUAUGCGUUCAGAUUUGUGUGUGGGUAUGCGUUCGGAUAUGCGUGUGGGUAUGCGUGUGGGUAUGCGUGUGGAUAUGCGUGUGGGUAUGCGUGUGGCCUCGAUUUACGGUGAUGGCUAUGUGCAGCUCAAGGCGGUGGAGUCUUCGAACCGUAACUCCCUGCGUGUUCGCUUCCGUACCUCCAGCCCCCACGGCCUGCUCUUCCUCGCUGCCGGCCAUACAGACUACCUUUUAGUGGAGCUGAACUCUGGAUGCCUGCAGGUGAAGCUGGACUUGGGGUCCGGUGAGUGUUUGCUACGGUCUGAGAGUAGCACCCAGCUAAAUGACCUGGCCUGGCACACUGCUGAGCUCCUCCACGACCGCCACAAUGUCACCCUGACCGUGGACCAGCACUCCCACACCAGCCUCAGAAUGCCAGGGCAUGGGUCUCAGAAACAGGAGCUGAGCAUCCAGGAAGGGCUGUACAUCGGCGGCUCUGGAGGCCUGGACAAGCUCUACCUCCCCAGUGACCUGACUGGUUUCCGAGGGUGUAUGGAUGAGGCUGUCUUCAACGAGCACGAUAUGUUAUCGUCGUUGAGACCUUACGCAGGAUUCAAAAGCGUCUAUGAGGUUUAUUUGGGCUGUAGUCCCCAGUUCUUCGCUAACGAGGAGGACCCUGUUAGUUUCUUUAGUUCUAGAGCGUAUGUCUCCCUGCCACCCUGGAAUAUCUCCCACGUCCAUCAGGAGGCUCUGUUUGAGUGUGUGGUUCACACCUCAGCUAAAGAGGGGAUCAUCCUGUAUAACUCAGCCAGACAGGGGGGGUUUGUGGCAGUUGAGAUCCAAGAGGGGUUGCCUGUGGCCCUCGUGGGUAAAGGAGACACCAAAACAGAACUCCGCUCCCUUACCUUCGUCAAUGACAGGAACUGGCAUUCAAUCAAACUGUUCUUCAGCCCCAAGACCCUCCAGCUGACAGUGGAUGAGGAGACGGUAAAGACUAGCAUCAGCUCUCGCUCCAAGGGACUACAGCUGAGGGGUUCUGUCUUUGUUGGGGGCAUUGACGACAACACGCGCUCAGAAGUCCGGAAGAUGGGUCUGGUGUCUGUGUCAGGGAAGAGGGUCAGAGGAGGCUCGUUCAAGGGCUGUCUGAGGGACAUGAAAGUCAACGGGGUGAAGAUGGGUCUGCCCAACGCUGCUGUCACGAAGGAUAUCUCUGUGGGCUGCGGGCCAGAGAAAGAACCAGAGCCCUCGACCACGAUGAGUCCAAUGACUCUUCCGACUGUCCCCAAGUCCCACUUCGAUCCCACUUUCGUCACCCCCACACCAGAAUUCCCCAUGUCUACUCUGGACAGGGGGCUGGACAAGAGGUAUGGGAUGAACUUCGUGCUGCUCAGGAACCUUGUGGUCCCUGAGGGAGGACGUGGAUCUCUGGAAUCCAAAAACAUCAAGGUUCUCCUGGACUUCAAGAAGCUCCGAAUACGGCAGUCCCAGAUCAUGUUCCGGAUCCAAGAGCAGCCGGUGCACGGUCAGAUCAGACUGGAUGUAGACCAGGACCAAGAGGAGAACACCUUCAGCAUGCUGGACCUGUGGUACGGCAAGGUGAUGUACAUCCACGGAGGAUCAGAGAACCCAGAAGACUUCUUCACCUUUUCUAUCUUCUCCAGCAGCAGGAAGGAGGUUCCUGACUAUCUGAAAGGGACCAGGAUGUAUCGCUACAACAUCACAGUGAUGCCCAUCAACGACGCCCCAGAGCUCAGCCUGCCCCAGGGGAACCUUUUCAUUCUGUUGGAUAACUCUAGAAAACACCUGACCACGGAGGUGUUGAAGGCCACAGACAUCGACAGCAACCACACCAACCUAAUCUUCUCCGUCCUGGGAAAUCUGAACACUGAUGCAGGUUACCUGGAGGUGGAAGACAACCCCGGCGCUGCAGUGACCACGUUCUCCCAUUCUGACCUAAAUGAAGGGAAGGUGAACUAUGUCCACACUGGGGCGAGGAACUCCAGGAUCGUCCUGAGGGUCAGUGAUGGAGACAAGGUGAGCAAUACGGUUGUGCUUAGGAUCAUGGCCAUUGGGUUGGAGUAUAAGAUCGGCAACAACACCGGGCUUGAGAUAACUCAGGGUGAGGUGUCUGUGAUCAGUAACAAGCACCUGGCCAUUCAGACCAAUGCUGUGAAGCAGGUGGUGGACAUCCGAUAUGAUGUUGUCGAGCCCCCUCAGUAUGGUGAGCUGCAGAGGCUUCACUCCAGCGGUGAAUGGAAGCCCACCGGUUCCUUCUCCCAAAGGCUGCUGGAGAAAGAACGCCUUCGGUACCUCAGCACUUUCCAAGAAAUCCAGACAGCAAAUGCUACGGAUUACUUCAAAUGCAAGGUCACUGUAGCUGGUAGGGUCGAUACUGAACUGGUCUUCCCCAUCACUGUGAAGUGGGUACAUUAUAACCUAGUAAGGAAUGUAAUGGCCGACAUUGAUAAAGUUCGGAAAGUGACGUUGGACUCGCAGUAUCUUUAUGCCACUGUGGACGUUGUGACACUAUCAGAGGAUGAUCUGCACUUCAGAGUUCUAUCCUCACCAAAGAAAGGACAACUUCUGCUUGUUAACAAGUUACUGAAGAAAAACUCAACAUUCAGCCAAAGGAAUGUCACUGAUCUAAAGGUACAAUACGAACUGGUGGACAGAACGUGCGAAGACACGAGCGACACGUUUAAAUUCCAAGUGUUCUCCAAACAUGCUCAAACGCAAAGUUACGAUUUCCAGAUCUCAAUAAAAGCCGAUGUCAAUAGCGUAUUUAUAAGAAAUUAUGGACUUUUGAUUAAGGAGGGAGAGAGUAAACUCAUCACAAAGGCCGAGUUGUUUGCAGAGACUCUCAACACCAAGGAGAUGUACUACACUGUCACAAGUAGCCCCAAACACGGGAAUCUUCAACGCAUCAACCUGUCCAACUCCAAAACCAGUUACAACAUCAUCCAAACGUUCAGCAAUCAGGAUCUCUUGGAGGAGCGCGUCAUGUUCAUUCACGACGACACAGAAACCACUCAGGACCAGUUCACAUUCAUAGCCUCCACUAGUCAGGAGUCCAAAUCCUCCGUCACGGACGACGAAGUCGGCUCUAAAGAAGGGACGUUCAACAUCUCCAUCCAGCUAGUUAAUGACGAGAAGCCAGUGCGCAUUGUCGAUAAAGUUUUCCAUGUGGUGAGGGAUGGGCAGCGGUUGCUCACCCUGGACGAUCUAUGUUACCAUGAUGCAGACUCGGACUUCAGCGAUGGGCAGUUGGUCUACACGCGACGGGGAAUCCCGAUGGGAGACCUGGUUCUGGUGAACGACACCUCUCGCAGGCUGUUCCAGUUCACCCAGAAGGACCUGGAAGAGAAGAGAGUGCUGUUCCUCCAUCGAGGCGUGAGCUCCGGACGCUUCGUGCUCUUCGUGUCCGACAGGAAACACUUUGUCUCCACUCUGCUAGAUGUCACUGCCGAAGACCCUUUCCUAAGACUCGGCAACAACACAGGUCUGUUAGUCCAGAAGGGACAGGAAGUGACCCUAACCACAGGUAACUUCAGCGUGCUCACGAACCUCGACAUCCGAGACGACAGCGAGGUCACAUACAAGGUGUCCGAGCCGCCUAGAAACGGCGGGCUGUAUCGCCACGGCAACAUCUCCAUGCAGUCAUUCACCCAGCGCGACCUGAAGAAGGGCCUUGUUUCGUAUCGCCAUGAUGACAGAAAGAACCUGGCGGACUCUUUCGACGUGACAGUGAAGGUUAAAGGCACUUAUCUGAACGCCAGAAUCAACGUUAAGGUUUACCUGGACAGCCAUCAGAGGCCCCCUAUCCUUCAGCACAACAACACUUUACUGGUGGAGGAGAGCAAGCCUGUGAAGAUUGACCAGAGUAGACUGGAGGUCAUCCACGAGGACAACUUGCCGUCUGAGAUUGUAUUUACAGUUAAGGCGGCCCCGCUACACGGGUUCAUCCGGCGUUUCGUGGAGGCUGAGGAGCAGUACGUUGGAACAGAACAGACCCCCGUCCAAACCUUCUCCCAGGAAGACGUAAACGCAGGCAACGUCCAGUACAUGCAGACAGCCCCCGGCCAGGUCAAUGACACCUUCCUAUUGGAUGUCUCCAACGGGGUCACGGAGGUCAACAAUAUCAGCAUGUCCGUGGACAUCAUCUCCCACCUCAUCCCUCUACAGGUGUUGAACUUCACCCUCAGAGAGGGCGGGUCCAAGGCUUUGACCCAGGAGGUGCUCAGGGUCACCAACCGACACUUCUCUGGCCUCAACUUCCUGUAUAGCUUGUCUGAACCCCCGCAGAAUGGCCACAUUGAACAUUCACGUUACCCCGGGGUUCCUCUACGGGUUUUCACCAGACGCCAGGUGGAGCAGGGGGUAAUCUACUACAUCCAUGACAGCAGUGAGACGUUAGAAGACAACUUCACUGUGGUGGCCAACGACACAGGCCUGAGGAAACAGAGCUCUCCCUGUACCGUGUACAUCCAGGUCACAGCCGUCAACGACCAGCAUCCAAUCAUCACCGCCAACAGGGUUCUCAGGGUGUGGGUGGGGUCGGUGACAGAGAUCCGCCCUGAGAAUUUGGAUGCCCAGGAUGAGGACACGCCCCCUGAGAAGCUGCAGGUGAUCGUGACUCCGCCCAACAAUGGCCACCUGGCGCUGAAGAGUGCCCCCACCAGGCCGCUCCUGAACUGUACCCUACAACACAUCCAUCUGGGACAGCUGGUUUAUGUCCACAGUGGUGCCAUGUUGGGAGGGUUCAACUUCCAGGUGAACGACGGAGUGAACUUUUCCCCCCGCCAGAUCUUCAGCAUCACAGCCAGCACCCUGGUCCUCAGUCUGGAGAACAACCAGCCCCUCCAGGUGUUCCCAGGUAACCUCUACCCCCUAACCCAAUGAUCCUGAAUCUGGAGAACAACCAGCCCCUCCAGGUGUUCCCAGGUAACCUCUACCCCCUAACCCAAUGAUCCUGAAUCUGGAGAACAACCAGCCCCUCCAGGUGUUCCCAGGUAACCUCUACCCCCUAACCCAAUGAUCCUGAAUCUGGAGAACAACCAGCCCCUCCAGGUGUUCCCAGGUAACCUCUACCCCCUAACCCAAUGAUCCUGAAUCUGGAGAACAACCAGCCCCUCCAGGUGUUCCCAGGUAACCUCUACCCCCUAACCCAAUGAUCCUGAAUCUGGAGAACAACCAGCCCCUCCAGGUGUUCCCAGGUAACCUCUACCCCCUAACCCAAUGAUCCUGAAUCUGGAGAACAACCAGCCCCUCCAGGUGUUCCCAGGUAACUAACUCCUCCCCCUCCAAGCUAAUCCCCCCCAGGUAACUCCUCCCCUCAGUUCCCUGAUCAUGAAUCUGAAGAACAUCAGGGCCCUCAAGGUGUUCCCAGGUAACCUAGAGUAACCCCUCCUUCAGAUAAAUACCUCAUUUGUCCAAUCCCAAAUUGACUCCAACCCUUUAUCUAUAC